GUUUCCGGUGCCAGUGAUUAGCGUGGGAAAUUUGACAUGGGGAGGAAACGGGAAGACGCCGAUGACAGAGUUCAUCGCUAGAUACAUGGAUGAUUUGGGGAUACCUCCGCUAAUACUUUCAAGGGGCUAUGCUGGUGGGGAUGAAGCUAAAAUGCUUCAAAGGCACCUUUCACAGACAUCUGCAAAGAUUGGUGUUGGCGCAAACAGGACAGCUGCAGCGGCUGAAAUGUUUGAAAGAUAUGGUUGCAUGGACUUGGGCAGCUCGCUAUACUUUGAGGCUCUUUUAUCACCAUUUAAGUUAAGGCCUCAUUUGAGAACUGAAAUGAUAGGCAUUGUAAUUCUGGAUGAUGGAAUGCAGCAUUGGAGUCUUUUUAGGAAUGCGGAGUUGGUUAUGAUAAAUGGCUUGUCACCGUGGGGGAAUAAUCACUUGAUCCCUCGUGGGUCCUUAAGAGAACCACCUGAUGCCCUUGGUCGAGCCCAUAUUGGAGUUAUCCAUCAUGCUGAUUUG
Phalaenopsis equestris is the source of this 508-nucleotide messenger RNA. Its product is annotated as probable tetraacyldisaccharide 4'-kinase, mitochondrial. Gene Ontology annotation, molecular function: ATP binding; lipid-A 4'-kinase activity. The record is from RefSeq and is a predicted model, not a curated record. Gene Ontology annotation, biological process: lipid A biosynthetic process. NCBI's taxonomy places the organism in Eukaryota, Viridiplantae, Streptophyta, Magnoliopsida, Asparagales, Orchidaceae.